Dimorphilus gyrociliatus is the source of this 944-nucleotide messenger RNA. Lineage: Eukaryota; Metazoa; Annelida; Polychaeta; Dinophilidae. The record is from the annotation of a GenBank genome assembly.
UGUUGAUCACGUGAUGUGGUUAGCGUGCGAAGGUUUGAUUAUCGUUGGGAAAUAAUGGAAAAAUAAAAUAGAAAAAUAUACUUCCCGCCUAACUCAUGGAAAAGAUUCUUCGAAAUGAAAAUGAUAUUAGCGGUGGGAUAGAAAAUGUUGCUGUCCCUCUCGAGGAUAAGGAAUAUUUGAAAAACUGUUCUGAUUUCGUGUAUUCUUUACAAAAUAUACCAAGUUUAGAAUUUCAAGAGAAAUCAUGGGCUGAAGAACUACAAGGUUGCGAAUGCGAAGCGGAAUGUAAUAGAGAUACUUGUUCAUGCGUUAAGCAGUGGGGAGCUAAUUAUAACUCUGACAGACUGUUAAUUGCAUCCUCUGAUAGACCAAUUUUGGAAUGUGGGAAAACGUGCUCAUGCUCUUCAGGAAACUGCCAGAAUAAAGUGGUUGGAAGAGGCGUUAGAUUAAAGCUUCAAGUCUUUAAAACUCCAGAUAAAGGGAUGGGAGUUAAGUGCUUAGAGAGUAUAAAGAAAGGAUCUUUUGUGAGCGAAUAUGUUGGUGAAGUAAUAGGAGUAAAGGAAGCUAAAACAAGAACAAAGUUUAUGGCUGAAAGACCCUCUUACUGCUGUAAUUAUAUACUUGGCGUUAGAGAAAAGGUGAAUGGUUCUGAUGUUGAUACAGUUUCAUUCGUAGAUGCAAUGUAUGUUGGAAAUGUCAGCAGAUUUAUAAAUCAUUCUUGCGAGCCCAACUUAAAAAUGGUUGUUGUCCGGCAUACUAACUUGAUCCCCAAAAUUGCUCUGUAUGCCUCCAGAACUAUCAAUGAAGGAGAGGAGUUAAGUUUCAGUUACGGACCGUCUUGUAAUAAAGCUAUUUUAGGCUCAACGAGAUCAUGUUUUUGUAAAACUGACAGUUGUUCUGGUUAUUUGCCAUUUGACGAUUCUCUCAUUGAAUCCAGUGAUUGA